AUGGCUCCCGUCCCGGAAGCCUAUUUCCCGUCCCUGGACAAGUGCUUCUCCGGGGACGUUCAGCUUCUGUCCUGGAGGAGAGCCUUCCUUCACACAUGCAAUUUCGAUAGCGGUGUCGACGAUGCCGAAACCCUCCUUGCCUUCCUCUCCCACUCCGACAGCGCCCAUGUCCUUUCGAAUGCCCUAACCACUUUCACUUUCCCUUCCGCCUCGGCGAAAUCGAAAUCGGACCUGGAAUCGAAGACGGCCGCAAUCCACGUGGAGACAACUGCCCAGGCAUCGUACGACCUGAAGGAAAUCAAAGCGGAUGCUCUCUGGCUGAGCGAUAAAGCGGGCAUCGAUGAAAUAAGCGCACUGAGAUUGACGGUUUUGGAAUGGCAGAACCGACCCGCCACGCGCCUUCUGACUCGAUUCGCCGACGAGGAGACGACUAGCCUGCAGAAUGCGGCUGGAGGGGACAACCUCCGCGUAUCCCUCGCUGGGUCUAGCUUCGCCGAAAUCUUCAACCAGAAAGCUGCCCGUGGGGACAAUGCCUCAGACUUUGUUUCCGAGAAAAAUCGGCGCCUGCGCCUGCGCAGCUUGUACUUGUCAGAGCGAAGCCACAUAGUCAAGCUAGCGCGCAAGCUACUAGGGAUAUAUCUCAGCCACACUCACGAUUCCGUUGCUCCCCAGCAGCCUUCUGAACGCCAUAUUCAAUUGUUGAAAUUGGGUGCCUCGAUAUUUGAAGGAAAGUCAAAGGGUGAGGCUUGGGCCAAGUUCAACCAAGGCUGCAUAGAAGCCAUACGGAGUCGACUGUCUUCACUGGAGGGUGACGGCGGCUGGCUAGGCGUGGCUGAGAGUACCCAGGAAGUGGAAGACCUACGAGCGACAACUGCCGUCGAGGAGAUAGUGCACAUAUUACAAAUAUUGUUCCUACAGCUGCAAGCAUCUCCAGAGGUCCCCUCUGCGGACCUACUGCUUUCUUGGCUCCGUCUGAUGGUGGACUACAGCUUUCUGGAGCCGCUCCGAGUUCCUUGUCAGGAUCCCAUGGAGCUAUUGCUGUCUUUGCAGGGCUUCGUAUCUCUAACUACUCUUUCGUUCAUGAAGCUACCGCUGUCAGUUCCCUCUAUAAUUAAAAACACUUCGAGGACCAGCCCGGCAUCCAAGACACCCUACUUUCUUAGCAGAGAGGAGAUAGGACAAAUAAACGAGAUCUUCAUGACAGCCGGCGUAGAAGCCAAAACCGCAAACCCGGCUGCGUUUUGUUGGGGCAUGAUCUUGCAUACUAUGAGGGAACUUGCGCUCAACGACAAGGAAACCCGCGAGCUAGAGCAGUUUCACAGUGCAGUCGACUCUUUCCAGUCCAACACGCCCACCAAUACCUCGCGAGCUUCGGAACUCUCCCUUUACGAGGAGUUGCUUGAAAGCGCACGCACUCCAUUUGGAACGGCAGAUGAGGCCAUUACCUUCCUGACUUCGGACGGAAUGAGGGAUGUCGUUUUUGACACCAUCCUUGCUCUGGCUACAAAGAUUGGGGCUACUUCCGCGGUUGAUGACCUCUUGACAAGCCGUUGGGUCCGAGUGGUAUUACUUGAUUUUAUUAGAAUCGCUUUGGUGUACUUGGACUACUCCCCGGAGAUCGUCGAGUCUGUCUUAGCAAUCCUCCAUGGACCACCAGCGGAGUCUCAAUGGGUUGCUGGGGGUUUACCAACCUCUUCUGGUGACCCGCGGUCAACUUUUGUGAAGGAGGAUGCCCUGAUGGACAAUAUCUUCCGGAUAGCGCGAUCUCGGUUUCCCUACGAGACCGUGCCCUUCUUGAAGCUGUGCCGCGCCUUGGUUAGCAAAGAUCUUGUCAACGAGGAAGGCCUCCCGGACGUACUCGCCGAGUUAGAGAACAUGGAAUCGUUUACGCAGGUCGUACCGUCCGGGUUCCAAGGCUACGAGACAGUUCGAGAAGACGAGAAUGCGAACUUUGUCACACUUGUUCAGUCACUGCCUAUGGUGGGUGCAUCUCCUCGAAGACAGAUUACCGAUCGGGAGAUCAGCAAUGCUCUGGUCGUGACUGGCUCGUCACAGAUACCGUCCUCAGCGGUCGGCCAAAUCGUAUCCGAGUCAAGGCCUGCAGUGAUCAUGUGGCAUCAUCGGUAUUCGUGUUUGAGCUACCUCGGAAGUUGGCUGGAGGAAUGGAAUGAGAACGGAGGUUACUCGGCAGGCUAUGGAGAAGACUCUGUUGCGGAUUCCAUCGGGCUACUGGCGGACCUUCUCGUCGCGGCCAAAGAAUCAUCACAAUCGCAAGAUGGCGACGGCUCCAACGCCAAGAGAAUUCUCGAGCUCGCAAGCGACGGGCUGUCCCGGCAAGGAGACAUUAUCUCGUUGGUGUUCGAGAUCUUUGAACGCAAUCUCCCCAAUGUUGGGCCCAGAGCCGGUUCCGAAACAGUCCUGGAGACUACAGUUGCCUGUCUGCGCUUUAUCUGCGUUCUCCUCGAUGUUCUCCCUGGCAGAGUGUGGCCGUUGCUUUCCCGCAGUGCCUUGUUGGGAUCCGAUGGCAAGGGCGGCAUCAUGACGGCCAUUGUCUCUGCUGCGGAAGUGACCUCGGGAGACUAUCCAUUCCUGCUGGGCUGUGUCCGCUUGUUCAAGGCGGUUGUUGAUGAUGUCGCUUCCCGCGCGGUGUUGAGACGGAGCCCCAACGGCUUGAAUGGAAAGAUGACCCUCGCCUCCGACUGGACCGCUGGUCUUCCCUCGCACAUGAUGCGAGGAACUGUGCUCAACUUCGUCCGCAUCAUGGUCGAGGUGUACAACAGCAAUGGCAAUUGGCGAUUCAAUGCACCGGAACAGAGGUUCGAGAUCAAUACCACACUUGCAACCGCGUUCGAGAGAAUCCUUUACUACACUUACGGCACGAAUGAAAUCGCCAAGCUUGAUACAAAAGUCACUGGGGUCUUCUCUACGUCGGCAACCUAUCUGCUAGACGUCUUGCGGCCUCAUUCAGCAGCCGAUUUGCCUUUCAACUCCAUCCUUCGCCAUAUCGUUGAAGGCCUCCAAACCCCCUCGACUCUCUUCCUCCGCCACCUGCUCCUGGUGCAAAAGCAGGUGCUCGCAACAUUAGAGCUCUCGAUUCGGCUGCUGCAGUCGGCACAGCUCUUAGAGCAGCCGUUCUCGCUACUAGAAGAUCAACUUUUCAAGGCCGCCCCCGCUCUCGUCAAGUUGUAUGCACUGGAUGAUGCCUAUCGACUUCCUGUCGUUACGAUGCUCAACGUCCUGAUUUCAGGCGCGGCCCUGGACCCGACCAAUGAGCCGCCAUCCUUGGUCGGUCAUCUGGGCGCGGAAUCGGCUUGUCUCUUCCUCGAUGUUCUGUCGCAAUUUGACAAACCGCUCAACAAUCCCAGUCUACGCUUGGCAGUCUGGAGCCUGCUGUCGACCUUUGUUAGCAAGCGCCAGCAGUGGCUGGCGGUCUACAUCCUCACAGGCACAUCGCCUCGCAACUCGUUGAAGAAAACCAGCAAGGAGAAGGACAUCGCGAUGAGGGGUACCCCCUUCUUGAAGAUCGCCCUCGAUAUGCUUUCACAUAUCGAGCAGCUCGACCUUCGAGUGGCAGUGUCGUUGCUAGAAUUCGUUUCCCAUGCACAGGAGAACUGGCCCUGGGCAACCCCCGAAUUGAAGAAGCAUCCGCAUUUCUUCACCAGCAUCGUGAACUACGUCUCCAAGCUAAAGAUAUCGUCUCUGUCCGUGGCCGACCAGAUCUUUGCUACCCGAGUUGCGGCGGUUGUGGCGGACCUUUGCGCCGUCUAUCUACACUCGGCAAAGGAAAUGCAGGACAAGGGAUUCUACAAAACGCUGAUUCCCCUGGUGUCUUGGUUUGCCAAAGACGCUGUAGAAGUGUCGGGAUACAAUGCCUCCCUCCAUGCUAACCUCAAGAAGAACUUCGAGAUGAGGUACCCUGGGUGCAAGCUCGUCGACUUCAAACGAACCUCUUUGCAGCCCCGUGAUCUAGGCAGUGAAUAUUACUAUGAUAUUCAUCUAGGCAAGCAGCUCCUGUCCUACGACUUUGCCUGGAUCGGAAGCCGGAAACAAGGGUUUUCCGAAGAAUUCCAACGGGCCAACCUCAAUUUGUCCCUGGUCGAGGCACAAGUGAGUCUUCUUCAUAGUUGGAAGUUUUUCGCCAUCGAGCAUUGCGCGGACUUCAUGACGGACCGCGAGGUUCAAAAGUCGAUGGCCAUGGUCGUGCAGAGCUGCUUAGAAUCCAACACCAGGGGUGUGCCGCAGGAAGCCAUCUUUGAGAGAAUACAGCAAACCCGGGUGGAGUUUGCCCAAGCUCUGCUCCAACGACUUGUCGGGGUGGGAGCAAGGGGUGCCGAAUUCUUUGGCCUUCUCAACGUCGUAUGGGAUUCCAUACGCAGCCGGCGGGCCACGUACGAAGAAGCCUUGAUCAAUGACGACACAGAGUACUACCGAUCUCUGCUGAACGUGCUCUUCCUCGCUCUUCAAUUCCACCUUGAUUCGCCUUCUCGCGCUGCGCCUGAGACUCUCAGUAAGAAAGCUGAGGUGUCAUCCGACCUGGGGAUCGUCGUGGAGAUUGUGAAGGUCGUCGUGGCACAGGGGUUCAAAUCUUUGACCACGUACCUCCACGAUCAACCCGACAUGUGCACCCCGAAGGACUUCGCUAUCCUCACAGCCAUUCUGCAGAGCUCGUUACAAGUGAAGAACAUCGACCGCUUGUUUGAGCACAUCGUCUACCACAUUGCCGACAACGACACCGCAAGACUGGCGACCUCGCUAUUCUCAUGGGCCGACCAGCUCGCUGUGGGAGGUGACCCCGUAUACGGCGAUCUUAGCAUGUCUCUUCUGGUCAAGAUGUCCACCAUCCCUAUGCUUGCGGAACACCUUGCCGUGGAGGUGGUUCUGGUCCGGCUCUCCACCUGCCGCCUGACGAACAUCCUGCGUGACCCCAAGGGAUUCGGUCCAUUUGACCCUGUGCCGCGGCUGUAUUCCAUCUGGACUGUGGGCAUCCUGCCUCUGUGCCUCAACCUCCUCUACCACGUCGUGCGCACUGCACCAGAGGUGGCCGCCUUCCUGAACCAAUUUGAGGGCCAGCUCCAACGGUCAGUCGGCUCCUUCGCUGCGGGCCGCACGGCCACCGCGACCCGCCGGAUUAGUCUCAGCAUGGCUUCCGAGGCCUACUCGCUCUCGCUGAUUUCCUACAUCCUGGCUCGGUUCCGCGAAGCUGGCCCCAGUAUUGGGGUCGAUGUGCAGUCAAUCCAGGAGCUCAAGUGGGACAAGGCCCAGGUCAAGGAAGACAUCGAAGAACUCCUGGAACGGAAGCAGAACCUGCGGGCGCGGAUUGUUGCCACGAGCGAAAAGGAGCUGGAGAUGGCGCGACAGAAGCCGACGAAUCCGGCGUCAGGGGCCCAGAGCCGACUGGAGGAGAAGAUUGUGAGUGAGCUGAAGGCCACACUGGUGUGCAUUGGGGGCGACGAGGCAUAAUGAUGAUGAAGGUGGUGUUUUUGUCUAUAGCUUGUUUGUUUCAGGGAUCUUGCUCAUUUCAUUUCCCACGAUUUACUUGGUCAAUGACUUAGGGG
This is a messenger RNA of Aspergillus heteromorphus CBS 117.55, 5555 nucleotides long. Its product is annotated as nucleoporin. The transcript is spliced from 4 exons. Bases 1 to 5460 code for a protein of 1819 amino acids. Gene Ontology annotation, cellular component: nuclear pore inner ring. Gene Ontology annotation, molecular function: structural constituent of nuclear pore. The record is from RefSeq and is a predicted model, not a curated record. NCBI's taxonomy places the organism in Eukaryota, Fungi, Ascomycota, Eurotiomycetes, Eurotiales, Aspergillaceae. Gene Ontology annotation, biological process: protein import into nucleus; RNA export from nucleus.